AUGGAGGCACACCCACAUUUUCCGCAGUUCCUCCUUAAGCACGCAGAGGUCACGAAGAUGCAAAACUCCCUUUCGGCGUCAGGGACAGAAAUGUCAAUGGUAAAAUCCUUGUCACGUAAACGCCUUGUAACUGCAGGCUCAUUGUGCCUGAGAAAAAACUCGGAUGCAAGUGCCUUAGCAACGCCAGGCCUCGUCCUGGGGACCCCUGCCAAAAAACGCCGUGUACGCAUCAACACCUCUGUAGAUGUGGUGGACAUUGCUCCGCGUGACGUGAUGGUAGUGACUCGAGAGCGCUCAUUGCAUAUCAAUGGUGCUAUUGCGCUUCGUUCCGCCUUUACUGGAGUGCCAGGUGAUAAGUUCCUCUGUGUGGUCUCUGCUGCGGUAGAAGGACGCUUUGCAGUGGGUUCUUCCAUGGGCAACGUGUACUUUCUGGAUGAAGUUGGUAACUCACUCAUCCAGGCCCACAUGCAUGAGAGCGCCAUCUGGGAUGUAAGCUUUAAGGGGAGGUAUCAAUUUGCCACGGGCUGUGAGGACGGCAAUGCCGUUGAAUGGAUCUUUGAAACAGGUGGUGCUGAGGGGGUGGCACUCUCACCGAAUUUAUCAACGUCUCUGGGUAACGACGUGUAUUGCCUAACUUACUUGCAUGGUGAGCCGAAUUCACCGCUGCUCGUUGGCGGGCUCAGCCACAGCUUGAUCCUCUGCUCCGACAACCAUGAAGUGCGGCGUCUGGACAUCUCGUCCAAUGCACAAGUAAUGGACUGCAUUCCCGCAGGACCUACUGUGUUAGUAGGAGGCAGCGAUGGGUCCCUAACAGCAGUGGACGUCAACUCUGGAUCCGUACUGACGUCCUUUAAAGGACACUCACGUAAACUACCUGCACUGACAGUUCGAGAUGCCAACCAGUUCUUUACCGGCUCAUUUGACAGCACCAUUCUCUCCUGGGAUUACCGCGCCACUGAUUCCCCCACAGGAAAGCCCCUGAUGGGUGAAUUGCCUACGGCAAGCGUGGCACACGCGCUGAAACUGAAGAAUUACGUGACUGGGCUUCACUGUAAUGAUGUGCAUUUGGCAGCAAGCGUUGGUGAGAACUUGUACCUGUGGGAUGUGCGCAACCUAAAGGAGGUUUUGGGAGGCUAUCCACAGGCCUGGAAGGGCCUUUCGCGAGGUGUGAGGGUCAACAGUGCUUCUCGGUGUGUUGUAACCGCAUCACAGGACGGCUACGUCCGCUUCUGGAGCUUUGUGUAA
This is a messenger RNA of Trypanosoma conorhini, 1245 nucleotides long. RefSeq lists its product as uncharacterized. NCBI's taxonomy places the organism in Eukaryota, Euglenozoa, Kinetoplastea, Trypanosomatida, Trypanosomatidae. The transcript has a single exon. Bases 1 to 1245 code for a protein of 414 amino acids. Gene Ontology annotation, cellular component: preribosome, large subunit precursor. Gene Ontology annotation, molecular function: protein binding. The record is from RefSeq and is a predicted model, not a curated record.